This is a messenger RNA of Periophthalmus magnuspinnatus, 2901 nucleotides long. It is a transcript of the gene atad3, whose product is annotated as ATPase family AAA domain containing 3. The transcript is spliced from 17 exons. Bases 116 to 2878 code for a protein of 920 amino acids. Gene Ontology annotation, biological process: mitochondrion organization. NCBI's taxonomy places the organism in Eukaryota, Metazoa, Chordata, Actinopteri, Gobiiformes, Gobiidae. Gene Ontology annotation, cellular component: mitochondrion. Gene Ontology annotation, molecular function: zinc ion binding; ATP binding; ATP hydrolysis activity. The record is from RefSeq and is a predicted model, not a curated record.
CGCAAACAGCAGCAGUGUGACCACGCGUGGAGGAAGUGCAUUGACAUCUCUUGCAGCCACAAUUCAGAGAGCCUCACAGGACCGGCUAAACUGUGCUUUAUUCUUUCCACUGGACAUGUCGUGGUUGUUUGGUCUGAACAAGGGGCAGCCCGAGCCCCCGAGUGUACCCGGUCAGCCGCCGCCUCCUCCGCCACCACCAGCUGGAGGUUCAGGGAGCGGGGGAGAUAAACCCAAGGACAAAUGGAGUAAUUUCGACCCUACGGGGCUGGAGCGAGCUGCUCAGGCAGCCAAAGAGCUCGACAAGUCCCGUCAUGCCAAAGAGGCCCUUGAUUUAGCCCGUAUGCAGGAGCAGACCGCACAGUUGGAGCAUCAGACCAAAAUUAAGGAGUAUGAAGCUGCAGUGGAGCAACUCAAAGGGGACCAGAUAAAACUCCAGGGAGAGGAGAGAAGAAAAACACUGAACGAGGAGACGAGACAACACCAAGCUCGAGCCCAGUACCAGGACAAGCUGGCCAGACAGCGAUAUGAGGAACAACUCAGACAGCAACAACUUCUCAAUGAAGAGAACCUCCGUAAACAGGAGGAGUCUGUGCAGAAGCAAGAAGCCAUGAGAAAAGCAACAAUUGAACAUGAGAUGGAGCUGAGACACAAAAAUGAACUUCUGCGAAUAGAAGCCGAAGCAAAAGCAAGAGCUCGAGUAGAAAGAGAGAACGCUGAUAUUAUUCGUGAACAGAUUCGACUGAAGGCUGCUGAACACAGACAGACUGUGCUGGAGUCCAUAAAGACUGCGGGCGCUGUGUUUGGAGAAGGAUUUCGUGCUUUUGUAUCCGACUGGGACAAAGUUACAGCCACGGUUGCAGGACUGACUCUUUUAGCUGUAGGAGUUUAUUCAGCCCGUAAUGCAACAGCAGUGGCUGGACGCUACAUUGAAGCAAGACUUGGGAAGCCAUCACUUGUGCGAGAGACGUCUCGUUUCACUGUUGCUGAGGCAGCCAAACAUCCAGUGAAGACUGCCAGGCGGUUGAAAAGUAAACCUCAGGAUGCACUAGAAGGAGUUGUCCUCAGUCCAUCUCUAGAAGAGCGUGUGCGUGAUAUCGCAAUAGCCACAAGAAACACAAGGCAAAACCAUGGCCUCUACAGAAACAUCCUGAUGUAUGGCCCUCCAGGAACAGGCAAAACCCUCUUUGCUAAGAAACUGGCAAUGCACUCUGGAAUGGACUAUGCCAUUAUGACUGGUGGUGAUGUUGCACCUAUGGGUCGCGAUGGGGUAACUGCGAUGCACAAAGUAUUUGACUGGGCCAACACAAGUCGCCGUGGGCUGCUACUUUUUGUUGAUGAAGCUGACGCAUUCCUUCGUAAGCGAUCCACGGAAAAAAUUAGUGAAGAUCUAAGGGCGACACUCAAUGCUUUCUUGUACCGAACAGGUGAACAGAGCAACAAAUUUAUGUUGGUGCUGGCUAGUAAUCAGCCAGAGCAGUUUGACUGGGCCAUAAAUGACAGAAUAGAUGAAAUUGUGAAUUUUGCCCUACCUGGUCCUGAUGAGAGGGAGAGGCUGGUGCGCCUCUAUUUUGACAAAUAUGUGCUUGAACCAGCUACUGGGGGCAGACAGAGGAUGAAGCUUGCUCAAUUUGACUACGGUAAGAAGUGCUCUGAGAUUGCUGCCCGGACAGAAGGCAUGUCCGGACGUGAGAUCUCUAAACUCGGAGUGGCUUGGCAGGCCGCAGCCUAUUCCUCUGAAGAUGGCGUCCUGACAGAGGCAAUGAUUGAUGCCCGGGUGGACGAUGCUGUCAAACAACAUCGUCAGAAGAUGGACUGGCUUUAUGCUGAAGAGGAGGCAAAGACCCUGACCCCCCCAAAACCUGAGGGGUCAGCGAGUGGGGGAAAGAUGGGCUUCGCUCUGCCGCCCUCUGAGGCUCCUCAAGCUCAAGAAGUGAUUGCUCCAGUCCUCAAUGUGACCCCACCUCCUCUUGUAACAGAGGACCUCAGCCACCUCACUGUAACACCACCUCCUGCUGCUCCUCCAUCAGAAAGCCUCACACCACCUGUGUCAGAGAACCUAACUCCAGCUCCACCUGUGGCAGAGGACCUCACGCCUCCACCUGUGGCAGAGGACCUCACGCCUCCACCUGUGGCAGAGGACCUCACGCCUCCACCUGUGGCAGAGGACCUCACGCCUCCACCUGUGGCAGAGGACCUCACGCCUCCACCUGUGGCAGAGGACCUCACGCCUCCACCUGUGGCAGAGGACCUCACGCCUCCACCUGUGGCAGAGGACCUCACGCCUCCACCUGUGGCAGAGGACCUCACCCACCUAACUGCAACAAUGCCACCUCCAUCUCCUGCAGUAGAGGACCUCACCCACCUAACUGCAACAAUGCCACCUCCAUCUCCUGCAGUAGAGGACCUCACCCACCUCACUGCAACAGUGCCACCUCCUUCUCCUGCAGCAGAGGACCUCACCCACCUCACUGCAACACUGCCACCUCUUCCUCCUGCAGCAGAGGACCUCACCGCUGCUCCCGCGUCAGAGGACCUCACCGCUGCUCCCGCGUCAGAGGACCUCACCGCUGCUCCCGCGUCAGAGGACCUCACCGCUGCUCCCCCCGCGUCAGAGGACCUCACCGCUGCUCCCCCCGCGUCAGAGGACCUCACCGCUCCCCCCGCGUCAGAGGACCUCACCGCUCCCCCCGCGUCAGAGGACCUCACACCUUCCCCCGUGUCCGUGGAGGACAGCAGUGCCACUAAAGAUGGACAAGUCAAAACUGAAAAUGUAGUAAAAGCUGAGGCAAAGCCUCUUGAACAGCCCACUGCUCAAAUUGAGGACCGGCUUGAACAGAAGGACUUUCCCAAACCUCCAAAAGAUGGAACUCCAGUUUAGACCUAUAGGCAGAAGACUAGCUA